Symbiodinium pilosum is the source of this 4713-nucleotide messenger RNA. The record is from the annotation of a GenBank genome assembly. NCBI's taxonomy places the organism in Eukaryota, Dinophyceae, Suessiales, Symbiodiniaceae.
AUGGGAACAUCGAUCUUGUCGUGCUUCAACAAGAGCUUAGAGAACUGGCGUUCUUUGCAGAAGUUGACCUGUGCCGCAGGCGGUACGGAAGCCAACCUAAAGGCUCAGAUGCUGGAAGUGCAGAAGCUGGAGUGCGUCAAUGAGGUCAUGAAGGCCAACGCUAUGCCAGCGUGGGCCGCGGGAAGCUCUGCCUGCAGCAAGAAGAAGUUCAAUGCGUCUUCCAUGGUCAUUGACUUCUGCCAGAAGGGGCCACCUGCGCGUCUCCACCUAGACGACUGCGAUGUGGAUCCUUCCACAGACCCUGGCAUGCCGGGUAGUGCCCCAUAUGUCAAACUGACGUAUUCUCCGCUGCCGAAGACAGCGGCUGCCAAAGCUUGCGACUCCAUGUGCUGCUUGGAGCAGGUCCAAUGCCCGGAGAACUCAGACGGAAUCAGCACCGUCCUGGGCUGCGUAUGCAACAAGGGAUUUCAUGGGAAGAUCGUGGCCUUGGCUGACCCACCUUACAGCAAGGGGACAUGUGAGCCCGUGCCUUGUCCGGCAAACUCUAUGGGCGAGAGUGUCGGGAAGGGCUGCAAGUGCAACGCAGGCUUCCAUGGAACCAUCGUACCCACAAGAGAGGCACCCUACUUCCGCGGGAGCUGCGCAAAGGUUGCAUGCCCGGAGGAUUCCGUCGGGGAAUAUGUGCCAGAUGGGUGCAAAUGCUCUGCUGGACGUGAUGGUGAGAUUUCAGCCUUGGACCGGCCUCCGUACUACUCUGACACCUGUGGGGCAGUCAGUUGCCCAUCUAGCAGUGUUGGCAAGGAUGUGGUGCAAGGCUGCGAGUGUUUGGCCGGGUUCAAUGGUACCAUCAAGCCCAAGCUGGGCGAGCCUUUCUUCACAGGCAGCUGCCAGCAUGUCCCCUGCCCACCUGAAGCAGACGGUGAUAGCGUUGAUGUGGGUUGCCGCUGCAAAGCUGGCUACACGGGCCAGGUUUCGGCUAUGAAAGCAUCACCUUUCUAUGCAAGCACCUGCACGGAGGUGGAGUGUCCUGCAGGUACCACAGGCAAGUCUGUGUUGGAUGGCUGCACCUGCAAUGCAGGUUCCACUGGCGACAUAGUAGCAUCCUUGAACUCGCCUUACUACGAAGGGUCUUGCAAAGCUGUGGCAUGCCCAUCAGGGACUGUUGGGUACAACCUGCUCAAGGGCUGUCAAUGCCCAAAAGGACACCAGGGCACAGUGAAGGCCACGGCAAAGUAUCCUUUCUUCGAGUCGACGUGUGAGGCUAUUCCAUGCCCACCCCAGGCCUAUGGCAAGAAUGUGGCAGAGGGCUGCACUUGCAAGAAGGGAUACUCUGGCACUGUGAGUGCCACGGAUGCAUUCCCCUUCUUUGUUUCAAGCUGCUCGCCGGUGCCUUGCCCGGCGAAUUCAGCGGGUGCUUCUGUACCGGAUGGCUGCCAAUGCAAGGCCGGCUUCGAAGGUGCCAUAGUAGAAAGUGCAACAGCACCGUACUUCAAUGGCACAUGCAAGGCAGUGCCAUGCCCGGCAGACUCAUUCGGAACUAGCGUGCCUGAUGGAUGUACCUGCGAGCCUGGAAUGGUGGGAGAGGUUUGGGCCACCUCCAGGGCCCCUUUCUACAAGAAUACUUGCAAGUCGCUUGCCUGCCCUCCACAUUCCAAGGGCCCGUCGGUGCCCGAAGGUUGUACGUGCGAGGCAGGCUACAGUGGCGAGGUCAAGGAGAUUGUCGGCGGUGUGAACAGCAGCUGCCGUGCAGUUGCUUGCCCCGAGAAUUCUGAGGGAUCGCUGGUGGCCACUGGAUGCACUUGCAAGGCUGGCUUUGAGGGCACCAUCAAGCCUUCCACCACAGCGCCCUUCUACUCCGGAAGUUGUGCAGCAGUGAAAUGCCCGGAGUUCUCGAACGGCACGAGUGUCGCUGCAGGAUGCGUCUGCAAUGCCGGCUACAGCGGCCGCAUCACGGCCUUGAAGUCUGCGCCUUUCUUUGAGGGCGUUUGCACUGCAGAAGGUUGCCCGGAAAAUGCAGAGGGAGAUGACCUUGCCAGUGGUUGCACGUGCAAGGCAGGCUAUACAGGAUCGGUGGAGGCCACCAAGCAAGCACCCUUUUUCAAAGGAAGUUGUACGGCGGUCGGCUGUCCUGCAAACAGCACUGGCGAUGAUGUGCCCACCGGUUGUUCCUGCCUCCCAGGUUUUGAAGGAACAGUAGAGCCCAGCUCAAAGCCACCGUUUUACGUCAGCACCUGCAAGCUUGUGCAGUGCCCAGCCAACAGCAAGACCACCAACACCCAUGCCUUUGGCUGCAAGUGCCUGGCAGGGUACAGUGGUGACAUCUCGCCCACAAGCACGGCACCCUUUUACAGUGGAGAGUGCAAACCGGUGGCUUGCCCAACUCACUCUUCUGGCACCAGUGUUACUGCAGGGUGCUCCUGCGAUGCCGGUUUCAAGGGUGCAGUUGUGGCCACCCAGCAGAGUCCGUGGUACAUGAGUACUUGCGAGGAUAUCGCUUGUCCUAAAGGAUCAGAGGGACGAUCUCUCAGCUCUGGAUGCAUUUGCCCUCCUGGACAGAGCGGCACCAUUGAGGCAACGACGCAGAAGCCCUACUACAAAAGCAGUUGCAAACCUGUCGCCUGCCCCAUCAACUCGGAAGGCAGCAGCGUUGUUGACGGAUGCUCAUGCAAGCCUGGCUUUGCAGGGUCUGUUGCUGCUUCCUCCACUGACCCUUUCUUCCAGAGCAACUGCCUAGCUGUGCAGUGUCCAGCAAACUCCGUAGGCAAGGACGUGCCCAGUGGCUGCGCAUGCAAGCCAGGCUACAAGGGAGAGAUAGUAGCCAUUUCAGAAGCUCCUUACUAUACGGGCGCUUGUGUGGCAGUAGCCUGUCCAGCAAAUUCGACUGGAGCCGGAGUACCUGGUGGCUGUGUCUGUGCGGCUGGCUUUAGUGGCUCCAUUGUUGCGACUUCGCAGUCACCUUUCUAUAGAGGAAGUUGCGCUGCACAGGCGUGCCCUGCCAAGUCCAGUGGAAAGGAUGUUCCCAGCGGCUGCAAAUGCUUGCCUGGCCACAAUGGUGCCAUCACUGCAGAUUUGAAGGCGCCCUACUUCAAAGGCUCCUGCUGGCCAGUUGCCUGCCCAGCAAAUUCUGAUGGCACUGAUGUACCAAGCAAGUGCACCUGCAGGGCAGGCUUUACAGGCAAAAUUGAGGCUGCUCCUCUUGAGCCUUUCUACAGUGGCAGCUGUCAAAGUGUCGCUUGUCCACAACACUCCACUGGAAACAGCCUUAGUGAGGGAUGCAUGUGUGACGCUGGCUACAGCGGAACUAUCAAGGCGACGUCUGCCCAUCCCUUCUUCUCAGGCAGCUGCAAGCCUGUUUCAUGUCCAGCAGGCUCAACGGGAGCAGAUGUUCCCAGCGGCUGCUCCUGCAAAGCUGGCUACAGUGGCAGCAUUGACGCUUCCAGAGAUUCCCCAUUCUUUGAUGGCACCUGUGUGGCUGUGGAAUGCCCGGAUAAUUCAGAGGGCCGUUCAGUACCCGAGGGCUGCGUGUGCAAGGCCGGCUUCAGUGGAAAUAUCUCCAAGUCGACAGAUGCUCCAUACUUUGAGGGCAGCUGUGUGCCGGUGAGUUGCCCAGCCAACUCGGCAGGAGUAGAUGUUACAUCCGGUUGCACUUGCAAUGAGGGCUACAGUGGAUCUGUUGUGGCAACUAGCACAGCGCCAUUUUACAAAAGCACUUGCGAGCCUGUGGCAUGCCCAGCAAAUUCCAUUGGGAAGGAUGUCCCAAGUGGCUGCUCCUGCAAGGCGGGCUAUACAGGCAGUGUUCUGCCCAGCGCAGAUGCGCCGUUUUACCUCAGCAGUUGCGAGCCCGUUGCCUGCCCCCAAGAUUCAACUGGCAAUAGCGUGCCCGAGGGUUGCACAUGCAAAGCUGGCUUCUCCGGCAAGAUUUCUGCCAAAGCAGAUGCGCCAUACUUUGAUGGCUCUUGCCAGCCAGUGGCCUGUCCUGCCAACUCCAAAGGCGUGGACAUUCCCUCAGGCUGCAGAUGUGAGGACGGCUUUAGGGGCAAAAUUGUGGCUUCCACAAAGGCGCCUUUCUUCUACACUGGAUCUUGUGAGACUGUUGCUUGCCCAGCAAACUCCAAGGGCAAGAGUGUUGCCGACGGCUGCACAUGCAAGGAAGGAUUUAGUGGGUCUGUGACUGCUCUGUCGUCCACGCCCUUUUACCUCAAUGAUUGUCAGCCAGUUGCAUGCCCAGCAAACUCUUUUGGCAAAAGCGUACCACAGGGCUGCUCAUGUAAUGCUGGCUUCACAGGCAGCGUUACUCCCACCAGCGAUGCCCCGUUCUAUCUGAACUCAUGCAAGGAGGUGCCCUGCCCAGCUGACUCGAUGGGUCAGGGCAUUGCCAGCGGCUGCAAAUGCCAUCCUGGCUUCAGUGGCACAAUUCAGGCCAGCACCAAAGAUCCCUUCUACACGGGGAGCUGCGUCGCUGAAGCCUGCCCUGAAAACUCGGACGGCUUAGACCUGAGCAGCGGCUGCAAGUGCAACGCGGGCUACAGUGGCAAGAUCACGGCCACUCAGGUGGCGCCCUACUUCUGUGGCACCUGCGAGCCUGUUGCCUGUCCAGACCUAUCCGCUGGGCCUGAUGUGCCCACAGGUUGCUCAUGUAAGGAUGGCGUAGGCUCAGUGACUCCCUCCAGCCAAGCGCCUUUCUAUGUAAGCACCUGCGGUGCUACUGCCUGA